CAGGAAAUGAGUUGAUUGUGACUUCACACCGGAGCUUCUGCUGUGAGUUUUUGACAGAACUGAGUGGAACUGAAUGAUCUCAUCAGAGCAGCUUUCUGCUUCGCUUGAAACAAAAAAGGAAGAGCUUGAUUUCCCCCGUACAGCACAGCAGAGGGAGUGGUGGAGCUGCGCGCACCUGCUGGGUUUGUUACAGUAGGAGGGCUGAGGAAGCUCAGCUGGGAGCAGCAGUACAGGUCUGACUUGCUCUGCAUGGCUUCAUACGGGAAUUCAACGUGAACAAGAAUGGCUGUCCUGAUAUCAGAACUCUGAUCCUCUUCGUUUUGUCUUGCCAUGAAGUAAGGACCAGCGCAGCAGUUUAAACACCAUCAAUUAAAACCAGGUUGUGCCAUAUCUCCUUAAAAAAAUCCUAUGGCUGCUCAAAGAGAGUUUCUUUUGAGACAGAAUCCUGUCACCGACGACCCGAGUCCUUUGAGGGACGAUUUAGAUAAUUAUUAUGAAUCCAUAUCAGGAAAUAAUCUGUAUGAGACCUCCCUAUCUGGGCUCAUUCCGACACUUGAAAACCAGACUGAAGAUAGAGGAAGAGAGGCUCCUAGGAACGAUCCACCACCGGUUCCUCCUAGAAUACGGUUACCGAGUACUCCUGCCCCGGUCAGAGGUCAACCCCCUCCUCUGCCCCCCAGGAAUCCGGCACCUUUCGGCUGUAGCCAAAAGCAGAUUUCAUGUGAUAUCGAGGCUCCUCAUAAGUUGGUUCGGUCCAGAACAGAAGUAAAACCUCAUAAUCCAUGGGCCAUUACACUGCUAGACUCUCCAGAAGGCAGCACAAAGAACUUGGCUUCAUUCAGCAAGGCAACAUCACAGCUGAUGUCCCGAUACAAGCACACAGACAGGGUUCACAACCCAGGUGUAGUAUGGGGCCAGCUGUUACGGAUCCACCCUGCUCUGCUGCAGCAGGUGGGGAUAGAAGUCACUAUAUCCACCGAGGAGGGAAAUCUCAUGUUCCCCAUUCCCACACCAGCCAACAAGAAGGUGGAGGAUCUAAUUGAUGAUUAUUUCAAGUUACUGGACCGCACAGCUGACACAAGCAAGGAUUACGUUUUAAAAUUUUGUGAUGCGGAGGAAUACCUUAGAAAUGAGGAACUUUUGGGCCUGCAUGAGAGAGUUCAGAUGUAUUACAAGUCAAAACUGGUGAUCAAUCUUCGACUGGUCCACGUGAACAACCUUAAACGGCAUCUAUCCAGAGAUGAUGCGGAUGAUAAAAUCGAGUGCAAGUUGUAUCAGUUCCAGGGUCCAGUCAGCGUCCACAGCACCUCCAAGUUUAGCAUGGAAAAUGUGCUCAGUACCUACAACAAACAUGUUGCAGACCUUAUAAGCAACAAGUCUGGUAAGAGUAUCCCAUUGGUUGUGACCAAUGUCCGCAUCAUCUGUAAUCUUCUAUCUGGGCUCACGUGUAAUGAGUUAGAGGAUGCCAUCAGCGGACUGAACAGAAUCUCUCAAAUACAUCUGAGCCAAGAUCAAGUAAUGGAGUGUGAAGCUGCCAUGAUCAUGCUGAAUGGGGCGCUACUCAAAGUGCUCCAAAUAUAUUUUGACAACUUCCAGUCAGACUUCAGAUCCCAGAGUCUCAUCGGCAGACCCGAAACCCGUGACGUUGAUGACAACGAGGAAAUCCUGCAGUUCAGCAUAGUAUCUCUCUACAAGCUGAACCCGAGCUGGAUGAACUAUGAAAGUUUUUCCGUAUCCUGUGACUUGACGUACGGAGAAACAAAAAUCUGUGAGACCGGCGCUUCAGAAAACAUCAGCACAGCCUUGUCACACGGAAACAACAUCAGUUGUAACCGCCUAAUGGUGUUUCCUGUUCGAGUUAAUGAGUUACCGUAUGAGUGCAUGCUGACAUUUCACCUUAAAGGCACAAAGCGAGGGAAAAUCUCCGAAAGUUUGAGCUGGGCGGUGCUGCCCCUCUAUAACAAUAGGACGCUGGUUGGAGGAACUGUCCUGCUCAGCAUGUCCACUCUGGCUGAACUACCCUUUCCUCCAUCCCCUGCCCUGUCUGACAGCCACAGACAGCCCACAGGAGUCAUACUGCAGCUUGAAUUUGAAGAGCAGUAUGAGUGGGAAUACCAAAGACCCAUCGCCCUCCCUGAGUCAAUCACCUUCACUCAGCCUUGUGAUGAAGUUCAAAGUAAAAUGUUGAAUGUUUCCAAAAAGCAUUGCAUCUGUUUCCUGAAAGAAACUGAGAGGUCUUUCCUUUGGAGCAAACGUGACUGUGCAGAUAAAACCAAUACCUUUCUACACCUUCUGCUCAGUGGAGUCCCCCGGUGGCAGCCUGAAGACUUAACAGAAAUCUAUACUGUGGUAGAUAAAUGGCUCAUCCAUCUGCCAGAGGAGGCUCUUUUCCUGCUUACUCCCAGUUUUCCAGAUGAGACAGUCAGAAAAGCUGCAGUUAACUAUUUUGGAGAGAUUCCAGACGGAGAGUUCGAGAUGUUUUUGCCCCAGCUUGUCCAGGCUCUGAAGAGUGAAUGGAAACUUGAUGGACCUCUGGUGAUGCUGCUGUUGGAGAGAUCCCUGAAGAACAUCCGGAUUGCUCAGCAGCUAUACUGGCUUUUGGAGGAAACCAACACAGACUGCUACUUCCACAGCUGGUUUAAUAAAGUUAAAGCUGCGCUGUUGCACUGCUGUGGCCAAGCGCUGAGGAAGGAGCUGGAUUAUGAGGCUCGUUUGGUUCAAGUGCUCGUUCAGGUGGCCCAGAAAGUCCGCUUUGCUGACAAGUCUCAGCGUAAGAAUGUUUUAAACAGAGAAAAGGAACGUAUCCACGAGUUCUUCAGAGGUGGCAUCACCUGCCGUCUACCACUAGAUCCUGCAUUUAGUGUCAAAGGAGUCGACUUGGAUGCCUGCAAAUUCUACAGUGCUAAUUCUUCUCCUCUGGGGGUCACAUUCGUAUGUGAAGAUUCUCUGGCUAAAAAGACCAGUGUCAUUUGCAAGGUAGGGGACAACCUGCGUCAGGACAUGCUGGUUCUCCAGAUAGUCCGUGUGAUGGACUGGGUUUGGCUCCAGGAGGGGCUGGACCUGCAGAUGAUCACCUAUCGAUGUCUCUCCACAGGCAAAGAUCAGGGCCUGGUGGAAGUUGUGCCAGAGGCUGUGACCCUGGGAAAGAUCCAUCAGGAGUGGGGUCUAAGUGGGACGCUUCGAGAAGACACGUUGGAGAAAUGGUUUCAUAUGCUGAACAAAACGAAAGAGGGCUACGAAAAGGCGGUGACGAACUUCAUCCAGUCGUGCGCAGGGUGGUGUGUAGUCACCUUCAUCCUGGGGAUCUGUGACCGCCACAAUGACAACAUCAUGCUGAAGCACAGCGGACACAUGUUCCACAUUGACUUUGGCAAAAUCAUGGGGAAUGCGCAGAAAUUUGGAACCUUUAGAAGGGACAGGAAACCCUUCGUUUUCACGUCUGAGAUGCAGCACCUCAUCACAGGUGGUGGAAAGAAGCCUCAGCGCCUCCAUCGCUUUGUGGAGCUUUGCUGCGAAGCUUAUAACAUCAUCAGAAGUCGCUCUGCUCUGAUACUCGGCAUGUUGGAGCUGAUGCUUUCAGCAGGAAUGCCAGAACUGAAGGACAUCAGUGACUUAGAGUUUGUCCAGAACAAACUCAAACCUCACGACACAGACUUAGAAGCCACUUCCUACUUUACAAAAAAGAUUAAGGAGUGUAUGGACUGUUUUGCUGUCAAGUUUAACUUCUUCACCCACACUUUGGCUCAGCCAAAGAAGCAGCAGUCAAUAACCCAGAACAACAUUCCUGCAGCCAACUCCAACAUCCAGGGAGCGGUCAUCGAGGGCUUCAACGUCAAGGGGCGAGUUGUGACCUACAGCCUAAAGAUAACCAUUGACGAUGGUAUUCUGACGAGUCAGAAGACGUUUAGGCAGUUUGAAAUGAUCCAUAAUAGUCUCCAGACGUACUUCAUUGAAUCUAAGCUACCGCAGUUUCCAGGCUGGUAUAAGAUGUCAUUCACCCCACAGAGGAGGAAGGCUCUGCUAAACACUUACUUAAAAGAGCUUUUUAAGGGACCGUGCAAAGGAGAUGAAUAUGUGUGCAGUUUGUUUCUAGAUGGUCCCAAAGUGGAAAAAAAUGUAACAGGAGGAGCUCCUCAGAUCCAGCUGCAUAUUUCUUACUCUAACGCCAAGCUCUCCGUGUUGGUGAAACACCUGCAAAACAUUAAGUUGCCAAAUGGUUCGAACCCUGAUGCGUAUGUGGUAACGCGGCUGAGACCAGACCCCCAGCAGACCUCCAAGAGGAAGACAAAGGUGGUCAGCAACAACGACCACCCUACUUUCAAUGAGCUGCUGGAGUACAAUCAUGUCCCGGUGCUGUAUGGGAUGGUGCUGGAGGUGACUGUGAAGAGCAGGAAGGCCAAGAAGACUUUUGUGGCUGCGACCAACAUUAAACUGGAAGAUGAGGUGUUGGACAAGGAGGUGUGGUUUCCCCUUGGGAACUGUGUCAUUUGACCCUGGAGACUGUACUGUGAGCCUGCUGCCAGCAGGGGGAGCCAAAACACUUACUGUAUUUUACUGUAUGUUUCAUGUAGAUGUUAUUUUUAUCAACGGGGAAAAGAUGAGCACUGUACAGUAGGCAGAUCAUGCCAGUCAUACAUGACUUUUAGAGACUUUUUUUUAAAGCACUGACAGUGGCUGGGAUUUUUAGCCCAAGUUACAAAGUUAAAAUACAUGUUUACUGUGAAAUUAGAUUAAUUACUAGUUUUUUAUGCAGUUCAAAUGACUGCAUCUGGGUGAUAUAUGAAGGAAAGUGUGUAGCGGUGGUCAUGUUUGCUUUGUUUUCUGAGCUGAAUCAUAAGAGUGUCUGCAUGCAUUGAUGUAACAGAUUAGGGGAUGUUUCUUACCUGCAAAGACACGUUUGCUCCCUCCAGGCUGCAUGUCCUUGACCAGAGGAAUUGGAAACGAGAGACAAGCGGGUGAGGGAAAGGUGAGGAUAGUGUGUGAUCUGGAUGACAACUCAGCAUCUCAAGCCUGGAGGGCCGAGUUAACCGCCCCCCACCCCGUCCACCGUCUUCUCCAUCAGCAGCCUUCAAAUCCAGUCGAGCACGUGUGUGUUUACGGCAAGGCCGAUAAAACACAAGCGUUCCGAUUGACAUGCACACUUACUCGUCUCUAGGCCAAGCUGGGUCUCUGUUAUCUUGAUGCCAUUCCUGUCCUGACAGGCCUGCUGACCCGUACUUUUCUUUUACCUCAUUUAAAGGAUUUAGUGAUGAACGGAGAUGGAAAUAGACUUCCCUGCACUGAUUUCAACUCAAUAAUGUAUACCUCUUUGGAGACUAUUUAUAUAAUCCCUGAUAGGAUUCUCAAAUGGAACAGCGAGCCGUUGCUGAAGGCUAUUUUUUGAUGACUGUGGUAAUGGAGCGUUAAUAAAACUGGCAUCACUCAGCAAUGCCAGCCUUGAUAGGUGAAAACAACAGAACACAUACAGUACAUUUGUUUUUAACCCUGGUAAUGAUGUGUGAAACGAUCCUAAAAUCGACAUAUCUGUUAUUGCAGAACUUUACUUAAUUAAAUUAGAUUUACUCAUUGGGGAAAAGAGCCUAUGCUCAAUAAAAUGAUAGUUUGAAAUGAUCUUUUGCCACCGGGGAGACAAUUUAACUUAAAUUUUACAAGUUUAAGGGCCGAUCCAUGCUGA
Messenger RNA from Cyprinodon tularosa, 5674 nucleotides. RefSeq names its product phosphatidylinositol-4-phosphate 3-kinase catalytic subunit type 2 gamma (gene pik3c2g). The record is from RefSeq and is a predicted model, not a curated record. Gene Ontology annotation, cellular component: phosphatidylinositol 3-kinase complex; plasma membrane; cytoplasm. NCBI's taxonomy places the organism in Eukaryota, Metazoa, Chordata, Actinopteri, Cyprinodontiformes, Cyprinodontidae. The coding region runs from base 409 to 4491 and encodes 1360 amino acids. Gene Ontology annotation, biological process: phosphatidylinositol-mediated signaling; phosphatidylinositol-3-phosphate biosynthetic process; phosphatidylinositol 3-kinase/protein kinase B signal transduction. Gene Ontology annotation, molecular function: phosphatidylinositol binding; 1-phosphatidylinositol-3-kinase activity; 1-phosphatidylinositol-4-phosphate 3-kinase activity. The transcript has 34 exons.